GGUUAUACGAUACACCUUCUCUUUAAAACUCAUUUUUUAGGUGCUCGCUGGUCUAUUGAAUAGGAGAAAGGAAAGAUCUCGACGAGGAGUUAGAUUGAGAGAGGAGAACGACCCCAAUCCCCCGGUGAUCCAAAUUAAUAUAAUGGAUGUUGAAAGUUCAAAGAAUAUCGUCGUUCCAAGUUCUGUUCGAGGGCAUCAAAUUUUCGUGGUUGAUCCUAACACUACUUCACUAAUGCACACAGCAGCCAUACUCGAAGAGCAUUAUUAUAAAGUUACGACGAUUGAAUUACCAACUAUAGCCUUGUCAAUGAUUCUAGAACGGGAAAGCCAAUAUGACCUUGUCAUUGCUGAAGUCAACAUGCAAGAGAUGGAUGGAUUCACAUUUCUCAAGCACAUUUUGCGUCAAAAAAACAUUCCAAUUAUUUUGAUUUCUGAUAAAGCAAACGUGGAGAUUUCCAAGAGAGCCUUAGAUGAAGGAGCAUGCUUUUUUUGGCGAAAACCAUUGAGGGUGAAUGAUCUCAUCAAUGUUUGGCAGCAUAUUAUUUGCAACAAAGUCAAAGAAAACGCUCAAAAAGUGAACAAAGGGGCGGUAGGUGGUCCAAAGAAAGGUAGAGUUGACGAGCUUGGACUUCAAUACUCUUCACCGAUGUUGUCUGAUGCUUCUAUUUUGAAAAAUACGGACAAAACGGAAAUGAUGCGAAGUCAAAUCGCAGAGCUAGUGCAAAAGUGUGAAACUUACGACGCGAACUUUGCUAAAAUCGAGAAGUUCAUGAAGAAGCACAUGGCACAGAUAUCUGAUGAUGAUAAAUCGACUAAAUCCUAUAAGGAUUAGAUCGUAUUGUUGUUGGUUAUUAUUUUUUAUUGUCACAUUUAAAUUAUUUAGACUUGAAAUUUCUCUUGGUUGUUGGUUUGGGAUGUUUAGACUAUUUCAAAUUGAUGUUUGUUUGGGAUGUUUCAAAUGCUUCAAUGUUUAGAUUAUUUGUUUAUGUUUGA
Messenger RNA from Lycium ferocissimum, 993 nucleotides. RefSeq names its product two-component response regulator ORR26-like. The transcript is spliced from 5 exons. NCBI's taxonomy places the organism in Eukaryota, Viridiplantae, Streptophyta, Magnoliopsida, Solanales, Solanaceae. Bases 143 to 832 code for a protein of 229 amino acids. The record is from RefSeq and is a predicted model, not a curated record. Gene Ontology annotation, biological process: cytokinin-activated signaling pathway; phosphorelay signal transduction system.